GACAAUUACCUUCCUUCAACCAACUCCUCUCUCUCUCUCUCUCUCUCUCUCUUCAAUUAUACAUACAUACAUACAUACUUCUAUAUACUUCUUUACUACUCAUUUCCCUGCUUUCCUUCUUCAAAUUCCCUUUCUGCAAUUUCUGCCGAAUAUUGAACCAAAUACAGCUAAGUUUUCCCAAGUGAUGGCGGAGGAUGAAGCCAAGAAGGUUGAGCCGGAGCCCUGUUCCGACCCUCCUGCGCCGGAGCCCGCCGAAGCUCCGAAAGACGUGUCUGAGGAGAAAAUCGUUGUCCCACCUCCAGCUGAAGAGAAAGCUGAUGAAAGCAAAGCUCUUGUCGUGGUUGAAAAACCAGAAGCAGCUGCUGAGGAGAAGAAACCUGAGGGCUCUAUAGACAGAGAUGCUGUGCUUGCACGGGUAGCAACAGAGAAGAGGUUGUCUUUGAUUAAAGCAUGGGAAGAAAGUGAGAAGUCAAAAGCUGAAAAUAAGGCUCAGAAGAAGAUAUCUGCUAUUGCAGCUUGGGAGAACAGCAAGAAGGCAAGUUUAGAGGCUGAGCUUAAGAAAAUUGAGGAGCAAUUGGAGAAAAAGAAAGCAGAAUAUAUAGAGAAAAUGAAAAACAAGGUCGCUCUCGUCCACAAGGCAGCAGAAGAAAAACGAGCGAUGAUUGAAGCCAAACGCGGGGAAGAUCUUCUCAAGGCCGAGGAGAUGGCAGCAAAGUAUCGUGCAACUGGAACUGGUCCGAAGAAGCUACUUGGCUGUUUCUGAAGUUGAGAAUUAUCUGGCCUGGUUUGAAACUGAAGUUGCAUUUAUACAUUUUUUCACUUGGAUUUAUGGUUCAGAUGUACUGUGUGGUGAUUUUGUGUAGAAUUGAUAUUUGUUGUUUCAUUAGCAUGUGUGCAUAGUGAUUGUAUUUGUUCAUAGAUACAUUCUGGUAGACAGUAUUUACUGUAUUUAUGAAAACCAAAAGAUCAUGUUUGGAAGUUGCAAGAAUGUUGAUAACUUGUGUG
Molecule: messenger RNA, 1005 nt
Organism: Sesamum indicum (sesame)
Lineage: Eukaryota; Viridiplantae; Streptophyta; Magnoliopsida; Lamiales; Pedaliaceae
Product: remorin
Source: RefSeq, a predicted model, not a curated record